AUGGAAAAAAGGGGAAUCCUUAUCAACGACAAUCAUGCGAAUGGAAAUCUCUGUCUGUUUCAAGAAAAUCCGGAAGAGAUUCAUAUGCUGUUAGGAGCGGACACCGCAGCACAAUUGUUCACUGAAAGAAUUGAACAUUUUGCGGGGGAUUACGUAGCCUUUGAGACCAAAUUGAAAAUUCCUCGUUGGUUAAAUAUUGAUUACGGAAACGAAGAUACCCAGCUCCACGUUUUUUCGGAUGCUAGUAAAAGAGCCUAUGCCACAUGUGCAUUUUUAAGAGCUGAAACCAUCGAAGGUGUAAAGGUUCAGUUAGUAAGCGCGAGAAGUCGAAUAGCCCCUAUUAAGGAACUUACGAUUCCACGGCUUGAACUUCUUUCCUGUCUGAUAGGUGCCAGGCUUGCCAAAACAAUUCUAUCAGAUUUGAAACUUAAGAAUUGUAGAACAGUGUUCUGGAGUGAUUCUUCUACAGCUUUGGGGUGGAUAAGAAGAGAUCAAGCAUGGGGUACGUUUGUUCAUAAUCGAGUACAAGAAAUAAGAUCGCUUACCAGAAUAUCUGACUGGAGGCAUGUACCUGGAAGUUUAAACCCAGCGGAUCUCCCAUCGAGAGGAUGUACUAUUGAGCAAUUACAGAAAUCGGCAUGGUGGGAGGGCCCAUCGUGGCUUUACUUACCAGAAGACGAGUGGCCCCAUGUAGAAGAAAAGCCUGAUGAGGAACUUAUAAACAAGGAGAAAAGGAAAACGAUUCUGACUCUUCUAGAUCAUGGAGACAAUUUGGACCGGUACUACAAAUACUUCUCUUCAUAUAGAAAAACCGUGAGAAUGAUCGCUUGGAUUUUCAGGUUUUAUCACAAUUUAAAGAACAAAGAUAAAAACCUCACUCCUGAUGUCUCAGUUGAUGAAUUGGAGAAUGCUGAAAAGGCACUUUGUAGAUUGGUACAGAAAGAAUCAUUUACAGGCAUAAACGAUCCCGCUAUUCGUGCGCUGAGACCAAUCGUAGACCAAAAUGGAAUUUUAAGAGCCAAAAACGAACGUCCUACAGCGUCAGAUAAUGAAAAUUUCCGAUAUCCUAUCAUUUUACCUUCAAAACAUAUUCUUGUUGAGAGACUAAUUUACGAGAAACAUCUAGAACUCCAGCAUGCUGGUGUCAGCACUUUAAUGACAAAUCUUAGAGAAAACUUUUGGAUAUUAAAAUCCAGAAAAAGUAUUCGAAAUAUUAUCAGAAAAUGUGUAAGAUGUAAAAGAUUUGUUUCACAAAGAGUGGAAGUCGAGCCAGGAUUUCCACCCGAAGAUCGAGUCAGAGAAGGGGCGACUUUUGAAGUCGUCGGUGUAGAUCUAGCUAGUCCUCUCUAUCUCCGGACUAACAGUGUUCUUAAGAAAGUUAAUUGGAACGCCAUAUGUUCAGCUGCUUCUAUCCAAAGGAUACGAUGGAAGUUCAACCCUCCGACCGCCGCCUGGUGGGGAGGUUGGUGGGAGAGGCUUGUGCAAAUGGUGAAAGAAAAUUUAAGAAGAGUGUUAGGUCGAACGUCCUUAAAUUAUGAAGAAUUAUAUACUAUAUUAUGUGACUGUGAACAAGUGAUUAAUUCGCGACCUAUCACAUACGUAUCAGAGGAUAAUCAAGAUCCAUCACCACUGACCUCUAUGAUGUUUCUCCAAGAAUUGCCGUCAUCAGGAGUUCCUGAUAUGGACUACGUAGAUUCCAAAGAACUAAACCGCCGAGCCAAAUACCGACAGAGAAUAAGACAUGAUCUACGAAACAGAUUUCGUAAUGAAUAUCUUGGUCAGUUGAGACAACAGGCAAUAAAGAAGGGAAAAUUUCAACAGUUGCAAGUAGGCGAUGUCGUUCUAUUGGAAGACAGCCAGAGACGACGCAUACAUUGGCCUUUAGCCAAGAUAGUCGAGCUUUUCCCCAGUAAAGACGGAAUAGUUAGACUAGCGAGGGUCAAGACAAGAAAUGGUAUUCUGCUUCGUCCAGUGCCCCGGCUUUUCCCGUUGGAGAUCUCUACUUCCGAAUCCGUUGGCCCUCCGUUCCCCGACAGAGCACCUCGAGAUAGAAACGACCAUGCAACUGGUCAGGCUGAUCAGGCUGCUAGUAUUCCAGAACCUGCCUCAAGUCCUCGAGUGAUGACCAGAGCUGGACGAGUUGUUCGGCCUCCUCAUCGACUGGACCUGUGUGUAUUGAGUUCCUCCGCAUCGUCGGAUCUCAAUGGUGGGAGGGGAUGUUACAUCUAA
Messenger RNA from Stegodyphus dumicola, 2229 nucleotides. RefSeq lists its product as uncharacterized. NCBI's taxonomy places the organism in Eukaryota, Metazoa, Arthropoda, Arachnida, Araneae, Eresidae. The record is from RefSeq and is a predicted model, not a curated record.